Saccostrea cuccullata (small rock oyster) is the source of this 983-nucleotide messenger RNA. RefSeq lists its product as uncharacterized. Gene Ontology annotation, cellular component: membrane. NCBI's taxonomy places the organism in Eukaryota, Metazoa, Mollusca, Bivalvia, Ostreida, Ostreidae. The transcript is spliced from 9 exons. The record is from RefSeq and is a predicted model, not a curated record. The coding region runs from base 10 to 948 and encodes 312 amino acids.
CCCGCCUCCAUGACGUCAUCAGAGACCGGAGAUCCCGGGGAUUCCCUCGCCGUGGAAGCUGAGGAGGGCACCACUACGGUGGGGACACCGGGAGGUUUUGAUGAUAUUUUAUCGCCUCUUCCGGGGGGAGGAGGGUUUGCGGAAAUUUUCCCCCCGAUGGUAGGAGAAGAUGGAGGAUUUUCUCCCCCUUCCUCAAAUUGGGGAUUGCAACGAGGUGGAACGGAAGUUAUGGGGGGUUUUGUCAUGGAAGGAAAUCACGACGAUUCCAGGAAAGUUGACUUUUUGCAGCUUACCUGUGAUUUUGAUGGAGUUCCCUGUGAUUGGCAUACAAGACUUGACUGGUCUGUAAGAAAUGAGAAAUUGGGCUCGAUCUCUGAGGAAGGAAUCAAUCAAACAGGGAAUUACCUGUUCAGCCAAGAAAACCUGAGAAUGUUGUCAACGUUUACAUCUCACAUCGUUAGAGAACCAAACAAAUAUGGAUCCUUUUGUUUAUCCUUUACGUUUUACAAGUCAAACAGAAGUGGACUUCUGGCGGUGUAUCUUUUGGACCAUGAAACGCAAGACAUGAAUCAAAUCUGGAAGGAGGAUGCCCCAUCCAAAUCGUGGCGGAGAGCUCAUGUCAACAUCUCUACUUCUAGAGAAUUCAUGAUAUUAAUUGAAGCUGAACACGAUGGAGAUAAUACCGUGAUAGCCAUUGAUGACAUUGCAAUGACCAACAUGACGUGUGCGGUUAGACAGGACCUCCCGGCGGUCCCUCCGCAGCCUAUAGCAGAUUUAUUCCCAUCGAUGCCAGAUGACAUGGCAAUUCCAGAAUUUCCUGACAUUAGCGGACUUCCGGCAGAACUUCCAAGCAGGCAACCAGGCAACCUACCAGAAGAGACGGGAGGCAUGAAGUUUCCGGAAUUUUUGGAUAGACGAGGUCGACCUGAAUCGACGUUAUUUCAAUGAUGGGCGUCUGUCUGCAAAAGUGUUUAUCUGAAAAA